AUGGAACACUCGACAUUCACAUCCGGUCAAAUCGUUGAAUUAUCAACAUUUGGUAAAGAAACAAUUCAAGUCACCGAUGACGUCACGAUAGUGUACCAAGAAGCGUAUCAAGAAGCAUAUCAAGAACAACUUCCUCAAACACCAAUAACACCCUUAACACCUAACUCAACAUCGAUACUUUUAACGGUAGAUGACAG
Messenger RNA from Racocetra fulgida, 197 nucleotides. NCBI's taxonomy places the organism in Eukaryota, Fungi, Glomeromycota, Glomeromycetes, Diversisporales, Gigasporaceae. The record is from the annotation of a GenBank genome assembly.